This is a messenger RNA of Erinaceus europaeus (western European hedgehog), 1104 nucleotides long. RefSeq names its product ligand of ATE1 (gene LIAT1). The transcript is spliced from 2 exons. Bases 1 to 867 code for a protein of 288 amino acids. Gene Ontology annotation, biological process: protein arginylation. Lineage: Eukaryota; Metazoa; Chordata; Mammalia; Eulipotyphla; Erinaceidae. The record is from RefSeq and is a predicted model, not a curated record.
AUGCGCAUACCAGAAACCGCGGACAGAUGGCGAGCAUAUCCUGGUUGCGCAUGCGCAGUGUGCCCUGGUCGCCAUGGAGACGCGUGGUCAGGUUCUCAGCUCCAGGAGCUGCUGGCUGGGCUGCGGCGGCUUUUCCGCUGCCCCAGGCGCGGGUCACGGCCCCCGGGGCGGAUGGAUUGUCACGGCGGGACCGGGGCUUACGGCGACGAGGCGGAGGAUGAGGACGAGGACGAGGAACGAGUGGGCUGCACAGAGGACUUGGGCUCCAAGGUGUCCAGGCUGCCCCCCAUAGAGAAUAAUGCAUCACAACUGACCAAACGGAAGGUGAAAAAGAAAAAGAAGAAGAAGACCACCAAGGGGUCGGGCAAGGCAGAUGAUAAACACCAGAGCCACAGCCUGAAGGUCCAGCAGCUGUCUUCACCUUUUCACGACAUCUUACCUCCCAGCAAAGAUCAAGGCCCAAGGCUGGAGCACAGAGCAGACAAGGAUGAGAACAGGUUUGGCCCUUCUUUCUCUCCCCCUGGGCAUGCCCCGCACAUGUCUGAGAUAGAAGAGUAUCUCUCAAACCAAGUCAACGAGAGCCUGCGCUGGGACGGGAUUCUGGCCGACCCAGAGGCAGAGAAGGAGAGGAUCCGAAUCUACAAGCUGAACCGGAGGAAACGCUACCGGGGCUUGGCCCUUAAGAGCUUCCACUCUGACCCCAAUUCCGAGGAGGCCCCGGAGAACCUCCCCUACCUCUCAGAUAAAGACAGCAGAGCCAACAGCACGCAGCCCUCCUUCAGAGCUGACCCCCCUCACCACUUCUUUGAAGGGAACCUGACAGCAAAGCUCCUACACUCAGACUUAGCUGCUGCUCUGCCAAAGUGAAGAGCCCCCACCCGACUCCACCUCCCACGACACUGGCAAGCUUAUGAUUUACCCUUCCCACAACAUUAUAUUAAAAAAAGAAUAAUAAAGGAAAUCAGACCUACUUCUGAAAGAAGCAGGUGUCCGACACGAUGAUAAGACUAACUUCCUUCCCCUUUCACCAAGCUGCCCUUCUGCCACAGCUCCAGAAGAGCACAGACAGUAUAUUAAAGUUCCUCUCAAAGCCUCCUCUCCUCA